CAGGAGAAGUCACUUACCAUCUGGACUAGCAGUGGAACAAGACAGGAGAACUGUGAGCUGCACCUGUCCCAUACAUAUACACACACACUCAGGGGAGAGAUCACACACAGCCUCUAUGUGUGGCUGGGACCAGAGCGUCCUGGCUGCUUCUCAUCACAGCUCGGCCAUGUUGACUACUGAGGGAGCACCCUACGCCGUGGACAAUGAGGAGCUCAAGAUGGAUGUAGAGGAUGUAGACAUGACAAAAUGGACGGAGGAAGAGUUUGAGGAGAAAUGCACGUACACCGUAAAAGAUCACACCUGGGAGGGUCCUCUAGAGAACACAGAACUCACCCGGGCCGAGGCGUCCUUACCCAGAAACCUGGCCUUCAAACACCCAGCAGACUCUAAAGAGGUUAUUGGUGUAGUAAGCAGAGAAUACAUCCCCAAAGGCACACGGUUUGGCCCCCUUGUGGGAGAAAGCUACACUGCAGAAAAUGUCCCCAAAGAUGCGAACAGGAAGUACUUCUGGCGGAUAUACUCAAAUGGAGAGUUCCAUCAUUUUGUGGACGGACUGGACGAGGAGAAGAGUAACUGGAUGCGUUAUGUGAAUCCAGCACAUUCCCAGCAGGAACAGAACCUUGCUGCCUGCCAAAACGGCAUGAACAUCUAUUUCUACACCGUGAAGGCCAUACCUGCAGAUCAGGAACUACUGGUGUGGUACUGCCCUGAGUUUGCCUGCCGUCUCAACUACCCUGCCUCUGGGGACAUCAUGAUGCAAAAACUCAAGCAGAGCCUGAUUGAAGCCACACAGCAAGUGACUGAAGUCAAGCACCCAGGGAAAAGAGAGCACAGCGUUUCAGAGAUUCUGAAAGACGUACUGCAAGAACCCAGCAGACCACUUCCCACCCGUCCCCGCUGCCCCAACAGCCCAGACCGACCUCUUUACCCCAGUGCUGUCUAUCCGCUCCGCCCUUCCCUAAGCGAAGACUUUUUAAAGGCUACCACAGUAUUUGGCCUCCCGAACCGCUCCCACAGACAGUGUUCAGUGACACCCAGCCCUUCAGCACACAGCAGUCUGGAGAGCAGUCCAGAAAGCAGUCCCACACCAGCAUCCCUUGAGCCAAGAGACACCUUUCUCUCCUUCUCUCCAGCACUCUACAGUCGUGGCCUGAACCACUACUCAGGCUACUCACCAGCAGGCUCCAUGCCAUUCUACCCUAACCCGCACUACUCACGCUACCUCAUGCCCCACUACCCUGUUAGUAGUCUGAGUGGGCCACCUACUUUGGGCGGUAUAUUUCCACACAUGUACCCCUUUUAUAGCAGAUUGGUACCCCCUCAUGUACCCUUCCCACCUGGCAUGCUUCCGUCCGAGGUUAGUCGACAAUUUCUGCUUCCACCUGACUCUCCGGCUCCCAGGGACAUCCUGCUCCCAGCGGCCACCAGUGCCUUUUCUGCAGCCACCUCUCUGAAAGACAAACCAGUCCAUGGGCAUGGGAACCCCUACGCUCCCGCUGGUGGGUCUCCACCAGCCGGCUCUGCAGCCUCUACCGGACAUGUUCCUACCAAGCCUACCUCAGCAAUCCUGAGUACCAGCCGCUCGGAGGAUAAGGCGAUCAAUCUAAGCAAGAUGAACCAAGGUUCCACAGGCUACAAAACUCUAGAUUACCCACUUAAGAAGCAGAACGGGAAGAUCAAGUAUGAGUGCAAUAUCUGCACCAAGACUUUUGGUCAACUUUCCAAUCUCAAGGUGCACCUGCGAGUCCAUAGCGGUGAACGACCCUUUAAGUGUCAGACCUGUAAUAAAGGUUUCACUCAGCUGGCCCACCUGCAGAAACACUAUUUGGUCCACACAGGAGAGAAACCCCAUGAGUGCCAAGUGUGUCACAAGCGUUUCAGCAGCACUAGCAACUUGAAGACCCAUUUGCGACUGCACUCUGGUGAAAAGCCCUACCAGUGCAAGAUCUGCCCAGCAAAGUUUACACAGUUUGUCCACCUCAAGCUGCACAAACGGCUACACACACGAGAACAUCCACACCAAUGCCCGCAUUGCCACCGCAACUACAUUCACCUUAGCAGCCUGCGGCUCCACCUCAAAGGCUACUGCUUAGCGGUCUCUCCUUCUCCCAGCUGCAGCCUGGAUGAACUCAACCGCGUGAAUGAGGAAAUUGAACGCUUUGACAUCAGCGAUAAUGCAGACAGACUGGAAGAAAUGGAAGGGUUUGACAUGGAGAGCAUGGUAGAGAACCAGAUCUUUGGCCUGCUCUGGCAGGAGAUGGAUUUUAAGGCGUCUUAUCACAAAGGAAGCACUGGAGGAGACCUGCACCCCCCACCACCUGCAUUAUCUAUAUAUCGUCUGAACGAGCAUGGCAGUGAGGACUCUGUCAUCAAGGUUCAUUGCAGCAGCCCUAUCCAGCUCCUACCUGUCAAGGUUAAAAAGGAGACAGAGGAGGCCAUGGAAACCUAGCCAACUAGAGGAUUGCUGACCAUUUACCUGACUAGCUCUCUUGGCCAGGUUAUGGACAGCCACAAGUAUACAUAAUUCUUCUCAAAGAAUCAGGCUGUGGCCUUUACGUUCAGGGACUUGAGUACUCAGGGCUAACAGACAUCGUUCCAGUCCAUCAGUGGUCCAGUAUGUCCUACACAAAUUAAAAAGACAAUCAUAUUAUUUUAUUAAUAUUU
This is a messenger RNA of Sinocyclocheilus grahami, 2664 nucleotides long. It is a transcript of the gene prdm1a, whose product is annotated as PR domain containing 1a, with ZNF domain. The transcript is spliced from 7 exons. Gene Ontology annotation, biological process: cell fate commitment; regulation of transcription by RNA polymerase II. Gene Ontology annotation, cellular component: cytoplasm; nucleus. Bases 116 to 2449 code for a protein of 777 amino acids. Gene Ontology annotation, molecular function: protein binding; DNA-binding transcription repressor activity, RNA polymerase II-specific; RNA polymerase II cis-regulatory region sequence-specific DNA binding. Lineage: Eukaryota; Metazoa; Chordata; Actinopteri; Cypriniformes; Cyprinidae. The record is from RefSeq and is a predicted model, not a curated record.